This is a messenger RNA of Mycetomoellerius zeteki, 1228 nucleotides long. RefSeq names its product protein TIPIN homolog. Bases 22 to 621 code for a protein of 199 amino acids. The record is from RefSeq and is a predicted model, not a curated record. Gene Ontology annotation, cellular component: replication fork protection complex; nucleus. Lineage: Eukaryota; Metazoa; Arthropoda; Insecta; Hymenoptera; Formicidae. Gene Ontology annotation, molecular function: DNA binding. Gene Ontology annotation, biological process: DNA damage response; replication fork arrest; DNA replication checkpoint signaling. The transcript has a single exon.
AAAUAGAUACUUCACAUCAUCAUGGCAGAUAUUCCAGAUUAUGAGGGUGACGACGAUAUCAUACAGCAUUACGAGAACCAAGAAUCCGAUGACGAGCUUGGCAGCCGCAGAGAAGCUGAGGAUGUGACUUCCGACAACGAGGCGGGAACUGCAAGGAGAAUCGAUCCAACAAAGUCCAAGUCUAAGUCACACGUAGUGAGAAAUCCUGUGCCUAAACUUAACACAGAAAGACUGACAGGCCCCAAUGGUAUCCAAAUUAUCGAAAAGUAUUUCGAAGGCUUCAAAUUCUAUGGCAAGGGACACGAAAAAAUAGACCUUGACAGAAUCAUGAAGAGAUUGGAACAUUGGUCCUAUCGAUUAUUUCCCAAAUAUCAUUUUGAUGAUUUUCUCACGAGAGUCGAGCAACUAGGAACGAAGAAAGAUUUGCAGGUGUUUAUUAAGAAAUAUCGAUUGGAUAUGAUUACCUUGGACGAUAAUUUGAUCACUAAUGAUAUGGAUAAAGAUGACGAGAAUGAACAGGAAGAAAGUGCGCCUUUGGAUGACUUCGAUUUGCUGAUAACAGAACAAAUUCAAAAACAAAAGCAAGCUGAAACACGGGCUUCUAUCGAUCAAAAUUUAUAAUUUUUUUACAUGUAUAUUGUACUUUCAUGUUUUAUGUAUGCAUACAUUAUGAUUUUAAUUUUUAACACAUGAUAUAACAAGUAGAAUAUCCUACAUUUCGAUGCGAAUUAUAGAUCGUAUGCCAGCUAAUUAAUAUUUGUUAGUUCUACAUACUGCUCGUUCUUGUAAGAUAAGUCGUAUUUCAGACAAUGUCAGAGGGAUUGCGGGUUAUCGCCGUGUCAUCAUCCAUUGUUAAUGGCAUUAACAAUGGAUCACGUCACGGCGAUAACCCGCAAACCUUCUAACAUCUUUGAAGCUCCGGCAUCCAUGGAAGCUUCCGUGGAAAAGUAUUAACAAGCCGUAUUUGCGAAUAAAAGUCAGAAUUGAACAAUCGAAUCCACAAUAAUAUGGAUGAUAUAUAAUAAGGUUAAAAAAAUUUACAGUUAAAGGAUACAAAAAGUGAUAAAAUAAGAUAACUUUUUCAAUAUAAUCACCCUUUAUUUUAAUACAUUUUUAUAUUUCUGCUGGCAUUCUAUCGACAUUCGCAGCAGACAUCUUCAAAAUCUAUUCUCGAUGGAUAUUUGCAGGCUAUGGGAGUAUAUGGUUGUUGAUUUUUAUCUAUAGAUUU